Messenger RNA from Tinamus guttatus (white-throated tinamou), 672 nucleotides. The record is from RefSeq and is a predicted model, not a curated record. Lineage: Eukaryota; Metazoa; Chordata; Aves; Tinamiformes; Tinamidae.
AUGGGGCUUUUCCAAAGUUACGACCCGCAACCGCAGCUCAGCGUGACCCUGGGGGUGCUCAGUGUGACCCUGGGGGUGCUCAGUGUCCCCUCCUGCAAAAUGAGCUGCUCCGAGAGACGCUUGGCCAAACGUGGCCUCCCUUCUGCCCCGGGGGAUCCAGGCCCCUCCGCACAGCCCAUUUGGAGGCACUGGACCGCAGAGCAGGAGCUGCUCGGCACAGCAGGAGAGACAGCCAACCUGGAGGGCAGCCCGGGCAUCCCGCCGGGCAGGGCUCCGCUCAUCUGCUGCACGGAAGAGCUUGAUCAGGACACCUUUAAAAUUUGUAAGGAGUUCUUGAGACCCUACAAAAAAUCCCUUCGGAAACUGUACUUGCCGCAGCAUGUGGCCAGAGAGAAGAAGCUCAGGUACACGCGGGAGAGCCUGACCCUGCUCGGGGACCACAUCAGCAUGUUCCUGGAGCAGCACUGCAAGCCUGCCGAAGUCAGCCACUGGAAGCAGAUGCUGUGGACGUACGUCUCCCUCUUCUCAGAGAUGGACGCGCGGCAACUGCACAGGCUGUACCGAUACACCAAGAACAACCAAAUGGAUAAGUUUCUGAAACACCAAACCAUGGCUGCUGGCAAUGCCAACAUGAUCUUUUUCCCUGCGGGAUCCAUAGCGGGACUCGGAUAA